GUACGAUCCUCACCAAAGAAGCCAGAAAAAAGGUUCUAGACGGGUCGGAAACAUUUGCCACUGUUUGGCAAAACACAAAAAUUCCAUGGGUUUUAGAUUUUCGGAGGUCUAAGUUUCUGCAAAGUUUACAGACCUUCUUCAAAUUCGUAACUCCCAUCACUCAAAACUCACUUACGUCCCCCAUUGUCAAUUUCAAUCAGGGGUUCCCCCAAGCAUAUUUGUGACGUAAGUGUAUUUCUUGUUGGUUCUUUCAGUUUGCAACCUUGGGCUUUUAGCUGAUCGACACGAUGGCUAACAAUCCUCAAUAUUCUGGUGGACCGGGUCCGCCUCUCCGUCCCCCUAUGGUUGGUUCAGUUGGCCCCCCUCAGAAUAUUCCUCCACCAAUGCCUACUCAGUUCCGGUCUGUUGCUUCAAUGCAUCCAUCUCAGCAAUUUGCUCCUCCAUCAACUCAACAAUAUCAUUCUAUUGGCCCUGGUAUUCCUGGGAUGAAUAUGGGAAUGCCUCCAUCACAAAACCAGCAAAUGCAAUUUGCUCAACCAUUACAACAAGUGCCUGCAAGACCUAUCCCGCCAGGUCAUAUUCCUUCAAUGUCACAGUCUGUGCCAUUGUCCAACAUUCAGUUAAACAGGCCAAUGUCUUCUGGAUUGCCCCAACCCAUGCAAAAUCUGCAGCCUCCAAAUAAUUUUCCGUCUGCUUCUGGCGGUCCAGGAAUGGCUCCUCUUCCAGCUUACGCUACAAAUCCGUACCCUACAUCUCAAUAUCAGCCAGUAUCUCAAAUGAAUUUUCAAAGCAAUUCUAUUUCUGGGCAACCUUUAUCAGCUUCUGGAAACCAGGAUGCUGCCACAUUCACACCGCUGCAGCAAAGUGGGCAGCCUCUACCAUCUAUAACCAUAAAUUCAGUAGUUGAUUCUCAACCCAAGCCUGCAGAAAAAUCUUCUUCGGACUGGUUGGAGCACACUAAUAAUGGAAGGAGAUUUUACUACAACAAGAAGACAAGGCAGUCUACGUGGGAGAAACCUUUUGAACUGAUGACUCCGAUCGAGAGGGCUGAUGCGACUACUGAUUGGAAGGAGUAUAUGGGCCCUGAUGGAAGAAAGUACUUUUAUAACAAAGUUACCAAACAGUCUAAGUGGGUGAUUCCUGAAGAGCUUAAGUUGGCCAGGGAGCACGUAGAAAAGGCUUCUUACGCAGUAGAAGUUACUGGAAGCUCUUCUGUAUCCACCUCUCAAGCUGGUGUUAAAACACCUAGCAAUGUGGAUACUAAUUCUUGCCUUCCUGCUAUACAUUCAAGUCCAGCUAGAGUGACGCCUGUGGCUGUGGUUGGUGUUGCUCAGUCACCAACUGUAUCAUCUCCUGGUUUAGCUUCGUUGCCUCUUAAGGAUCCCGAGGUACAGAAGGAUGCUUUGUCUACCGUUGAUGUCAGUGAGACUGUCCCUGUAACUGCUGAUGAGCAAGCAGCUUCUUCCGACCCUACACCUUUGCCAAUAAACGAAUCCAAUGUGAUCCCAACCGAGGAAGCUGUGGAGUCUUUGCAGAAUGUUCAGGCGAACGAAGCCGAGGAAGAUAAUAAAAGCACAGAUAUUAUUGGAAAGACGAGUGUUACGACCUUAGAAGACAAAUUGGUUGAGCCUGAAACUCUAACUUAUGCUAGCAAACAGGAGGCAAAAGAUGCAUUUAAAGCUCUUCUCGAAUCUGCAAAUGUUGAAUCAGACUGGACUUGGGAGCAGGCUAUGAGGUUAAUUAUUAAUGACAAAAGAUAUGCAGCUCUUAGAUCACUUGGAGAAAGGAAGCAAGCUUUUAAUGAGUACUUGACUCAAAAAAGAAAACACGAAGCUGAGGAAAGGCGUGUGAAGCACAGAAAAGCAAGGGAGGAUUUCAGGAAGAUGUUAGAAGAAUGCAGUGAGCUGACGUCAACGACAAGAUGGAGCAAAGUGUUACAUUUGGUUGGUAAUGAUGAACGUUUCAAAGCCAUUGAGCGAGGGAGAGAUCGCGAGGAUAUGUUUGAAGAAUAUGUGGUUGAAUUAGAAAAGAAGGAAUACACAAAGCAAGAAGAAGAACGGCAACUUAAUAUAAUGGAGUACAGGAAGUUUCUGGAAUCAUGUGACUUUAUCAAGGCAAAUAGUCAAUGGAGGAAAGUGAAAGACCGCUUGGAGGGUGAUCUAAGAUGUUCUCAGCUUGACACAAUGGAUCAAUUGAAAAUUUUCCAGGAAUAUGUUGGCGAUUUGGAGAAGGAAGAGGAGGAGCAAAAAAGAAAACAGAAGGAGGAAAUUAGAAAAUCUGAACGGAAAAACCGUGACGAAUUCCGGAAGUUGAUGGAAGGACAUGUCUCUGAUGGCACCCUCAGCGCCAAGGCACUUUGGCGGGAGUACCACUCAAAGGUUAAAGAUUCACUUGUAUACGUUGCAGUCUCAUCCAAUAACUCAGGUUCCACUCCCAAAGAGCUGUUUGAAGAUGUACUUGAAGAGCUAAAGAAGCAGUAUGAAGAAGAUAGAAUACGGAUUAAGGAUGCUGUGAAGUCUGGAAAGGUUGCCUUAUCUUCCACUUGGACUCUUGAAGAUUUCAAGGCUGCGAUAGAGGACGAGAUCAGCUCCCCGGCCGUGUCAGAGAACAACUUAAAGCUAGUUUUUGAUGAGUUACUUGAAAGAGUCAAAGAAAAAGAAGAAAAAGAGGCAAAAAGGCAAAAGCGUCUUGGAGAUGAAUUCUUUAACUUGUUAUGUUCACUCAAGGAUAUAACCGUGGAUUCAAGUUGGGAGGACUGUCUACCACUAUUUGAAGCUCGAGAUGAGUUUAGGUCUAUAGAGGAAGAAGCUUUCUCUAGGCAAAUUUUUGAGGAGUAUCUUGAUCAGUUGAAGGCAAAGGAGGAGAAAGAUCGAAAAAGAAAAGAAGAAAAGGCGAAGAGAGAGAAGGAAAGAGAAAGAGAUAAAAGGUCUAGGGACAAAAGGGAAAAAGAUAGGAGGCGUGACAGAGAUAGAGGAAAGGACCGAAGUGGAAGGGACGAGGGGGAUGCUGAACUUGAUAUUGAUGAUGUUUCGGUAUCAAGUCAGGGCAGAAAAUCAGGAAGGGACAAGGAUAAGAAGCACCGUAAGCGCCAUCAAGAUGAUGAAAAUGAUUCAGGUUUGGAUAAAAAUGGAAAAGAUCAUUCUAGAAGCUCUCAUAGGCACAGCAGUGAGCGUAAGAAGUCGAGAGAACAACACACAGAGUCUGACAGUGAAAGCAAGCAUAAGAAACCGAAGAGAGAGCAACGUAAUGGUUCUCGUAGAAAAGGAGACAACGAGGAGCUGGAAGACGGGGAGCUGGGUAACUGGUGAUCAGUGAGUGAGGCAUGUAUGUUGUAGCAGUAUACAAGGAAUCAAACAUUAUCAGGAAGGUAUCUUUAUUUUAUGAUUAGGUUUAGGCAGUAUUUUGGAUGACUUCCAUCAUUUUCCUUUUUAGAAUAUGAGUAUUGAGUUUGGCUUGCAAGAUGUAUGAAAAUAGUAUUGAACAAGAAAAAUUAUAUGUUGGCUAAUUGAUUCUAAUAUCAGGGUCAAAUUUUGUUAGGUCAUAGUUUUAAAUGUUUAAUCCCAGAAUUUUUGCCUCUUUGUCUA
Molecule: messenger RNA, 3584 nt
Organism: Spinacia oleracea (spinach)
Lineage: Eukaryota; Viridiplantae; Streptophyta; Magnoliopsida; Caryophyllales; Amaranthaceae
Product: pre-mRNA-processing protein 40A
Exons: 30
Coding region: 288-3308 (1006 amino acids)
Biological process (GO): mRNA cis splicing, via spliceosome
Cellular component (GO): U1 snRNP; U2-type prespliceosome
Molecular function (GO): protein binding; RNA binding
Source: RefSeq, a predicted model, not a curated record